Messenger RNA from Rubroshorea leprosula, 3321 nucleotides. The record is from the annotation of a GenBank genome assembly. Lineage: Eukaryota; Viridiplantae; Streptophyta; Magnoliopsida; Malvales; Dipterocarpaceae.
AUUUAAACUACCCAAAACUCUAACCCAAAAUUCAUAACUAAAACUUAUACUUACCUAACAAAAGGCACCUUAACCUUGGUUGGAGAAAGAAGGAAGAAAGGAUGUAGGUGGAAGAGGAAGGUGUAGGAAAACAAAAAUGGGGCUUUUGGGAGCCUUCUGGAGGCUUAUCCAAGCUUCCACCGACAAAGAAAAAAAACUUGGUUGGGACAAUGCCAUGUGUAAUGGUGUGUGGGAAUCUGUAGAAGAUGGGUUUCAUCCUCUUAUGCUGCCAAACAAUCCAACUGUAGCCCAAAUGAAGCAACAUGCUGACUAUGUUCAAGCUUCAUACAAAGCCCUCUCAUACAUUCACAGUGUUGUAACAGAUGAUAUUUUCUCAAGGAUCAUGGGAGCAGAAACAACACAAGAAGCAUGGGAUACUCUUAAGAAAGAGUUUGAUGGCAGUUCUCGGGUUAAAGAUAAAUUUGAGUCUAAGAUUUCUACCAUAAAGGAAUCUUGUGACCUUAAAGAGCUAACCAUCACUGACCUUAUAAGCAAGCUUCAAGCUCAUGAGCAAAGGCUGGUUAUGAAAACUGAUGAAACUACAGAAGGAGCCUUCCUUGCAAGGCAAAAAGGAAAACAACUAGCCACUAGUUCUGAAAGCAAUAAGACCAUGGCUCAGUACAAACCAAAGCAACAACAGCAAGUUAAUUAUGCUGAAGAUCAGUGCAAGGAGGACUACUUGUUCACAAUGUCACAAGGUUCAUCUCUGCCAUCUAGUAGCUCAUUUGUUGAUAGUGGAUGCACUAAUCAUAUGGCUCGGGAUGAAAAUUUCUUCAUUGAAAUAGACAAAUCAGUUAUCACAAAUGUCAAGUUAGGAAAUGGUAAUGUGGUGAGAUCACAAGGGAAAGGUACUGCUGUUAUUCAAACUAAAAUAGGCAAGAUGCAUAAGUUGCCUUUUCCUGUGAAUAAAUCUUUUAGAGCAACUCAGAAGCUUGAACUGGUGCAUACGGAUAUUCGUGGUCCUAUGAGAACACCAUCUCUCAGCCAAAACAGAUAUUUCAUCCUCUUUAUUGAUGACUUUACAAGAAUGACAUGGGUAUACUUUCUUGGCAGCAAAGGGCAAGCCUUGCCUGUGUUCAAAAAAUUCAAAGCUUUGGUUGAAAACCAAAGUGGAUGCAGAAUUAAGAAGCUCAGAUCAGAUAAUGGCAAGGAGUAUACCUCUAAUGAUUUCAAUUUGUUUUGUGAAGAAGCUGGUGUUGAUCAUCAAUUGACAGUGUCUUAUACUCCACAGCAAAAUGGCAUUGCAGAGAGGAAAAAUAGAACCGUUAUGGAGAUGGCAAGGUGCAUGUUAGCAGAGAAGAAAUUGCCUAAAUGUUUUUGGGCUGAAGCAGUUUAUACAGCUGUCUAUCUCUUAAAUGGUCUACCAACAAAGGCAGUAAAAGGCAUGACACCUAUUGAGAGAAAAUUAGAUGAGAAGGCAGAAAUUGGGAUCUUUAUAGGCUAUGCAACACAAGCAAAAGGCUAUAAGGUGUAUGAUCUUAUAUCCAAGAAGGUAAAUGUGCAUAAAGAUGUUGUUUUUGAUAAGAGUGCACACUGGAAUUGGGAUGCAGGGAAGAUAGAAAAAGAAGUUGAUGAUGAUUCACCGGUUUUGAAAACCAAGUCACUAGUUGAGAUUUAUGCAAGAUGUAAUUUAGCUUCUGCAGAACCUAAUUGUUUUAAAGAAGUAGCUAAACAGCAGCCUAUUGGAGUGAAGUGGGUGUUUCGAACUAAGCUAAAUCCAGAUGGUUCUAUACACAAACAUAAGGCCAGACUUGUUGUGAAGGGGUAUGCUCAACAGCCGGGGGUUGAUUAUGGAGAGACUUAUGCUCUAGUGGCAAGACAUGAUACAGUAAGGCUUCUAAUUGCAUUAGCUGCUAAUUUGGGUUGGAAGUUGUUUCAUAUGGAUGUAAAAUCAGCUUUUCUUAAUGGUGUUUUGCCAGAGGAAAUUUAUGUUGAACAACCACCUGGGUUUGAGAUUACAGGGAAGGAAGAUUGUGUUUAUAAGCUUAACAAGGCUUUGUAUGGUCUAAAACAGGCGCCAAGGGCCUGGUAUUGCAGAAUUGAUCACUACUUGAUGAGUCAAGGCUUCAGGAGGAGCACAAAAGAAGCAACUUUAUAUGUGAAAGGCAACAGCAGUGAAUCGCAACUUAUUUUGUCAUUGUAUGUGGAUGACUUAUUGUUAACUGGAAAUGAUUUGAAGUUGUUGGAACAAUUCAAGAAGGUUAUGAUGCAAGAGUUUGCAAUGAUAGAUUUGGGAGAGACAAAAUAUUUUCUGGGACUUGAAGUUCAACAAUUGAGUAAGGGAAUUUUUAUUUGCCAGAGAAAGUAUGCACUGGAUAUCUUGAAGAAGUUUGAAAUGGAGAAUUGCAAACCAGUUGCCACUCCACUGGUUCAAAAUGAAAAGCUUUCCAAGGAUGAUCAAGAAACCAAGGUUGAUUCCUCCUACUACCGAAGUUUAAUUGGUAGCCUGCUUUAUUUAACUGCUACAAGACUUGAUUUGAUGUUUGCAGCAAGCUAUUUGUCAAGGUUUAUGUCAACUCCUAGUAAAUUUCAUUUAGUUGCAGCCAAGAGAGUUCUUAGGUACAUCAAAGGAACCUAUGAACUUGGCUUGUGGUUUGACAGUAAUCAACAAGGAAGGUUACAGGGGUAUGCUGAUAGUGAUUGGGCAGGUUCUAUGGAGGAUAUGAUAAGCACAACAAGUUAUGUGUUCUCCUUUGGUUCAGGGAGUUUCUCUUGGAAUUCAAAGAAGCAGGAUAUUGUAGCUCAGUCCACAGCUAAGGCUGAGUAUUUAGCAGCUGGGGCAGCAGCGAAUCAUGCUAUUUGGCUUAGAAUGGUGCUUGAAAAACUUGGUUUUGAUCAAAUUGAGCCUUGUGUACUCAAGGUAGAUAACAUGUUAGCAAUUACUAUUGCUCAAAAUCCAGUGCAGCAUGGUAGGACCAAACACAUCAAGAUUAAAUAUCACGUUAUUAGAAAUUAUGUUCGGGACAAAGAAAUUGUUUUGCAACAUUGUGAUUCUGAAGUUCAAGUUGCAGAUAUUCUGACGAAGGCUCUUCCAAGGUAGAAAUUUGAAGAGUUCAGAGAUAUGCUUGGAGUUACAAAUAUAAAAAGCAAGGAGGAGUGUUGAAAAUAUCAGUUAACAGCAGUUAUGCUUUUUUAAUUUGUAACUGUUUCUUUAGUUUUUUGCAGUUAAGCUCUAGUUUUUGGUAGUUUUUUUCUUUUGCAAAACUGAUAUGUACAUGCUGUAUGUAUUUUUCAGCAACUCUUAUGUCUCAUUUAAUUGGAAAUUAAAAAGAGAGCUCCAUA